AGAGAGAGAGAGAGAGAGAGAGAGCAAACAACAAAAACAGAAAACGAAAUUCCUUAACGUUUUUCUUUCCUCCCCAUUUUCAAAGAGUGUUCCGCAAGCACAUUCUGCCAAUUUAUUAUUCCGGGGGCCCACUCCUCCAUUCCCUCCUCCACAGCUGAAAGACAGCAACAUUUACAAUCCAAGACUCCACCUCAACCCACCAUUUCUAAACCCAGAAUCCAACCUCAUUUAUCCACCCAGCAAAAGUAAAAUACUAGACAUAGCAGGUUCAAUUUGAUCCGAUGGACGGUGGUCGAGACGAAGGAGAGGGAAGGGAAAGCAUUCGUUUGCAGAUCGACGUGCCUAGAGUUUUUGAACCACAUAGCAGUAUCGAACCACAGAGCAGUAUCGACACGAAAAACAGUAGCAACUCAAAUCCCGAUUCCCCGUUGGGACCCACGGUCCAUGCGCCGGAAAAGAAGCUAACUCUCUUUGCUCUCCGGCUAGCAGUGCUGGAAAAAGCUGCUACGAGUUUAGGAACUCUGGGUUUUAUCUGGGCAACGGUGGUUUUACUCGGUGGUUUUGCAAUCACCCUUGAUAAAACAGAUUUCUGGUUCAUAACUAUAAUUCUGGUAAUUGAGGGGACCCGGAUAUUCAGCCGGAGCCACGAGCUCGAAUGGCAACAAAACCAAGCCACGUGGUCGAUUGCAGGUGUCGGAAUAAAUAGUUUCCGUGCAAUAAGAUCAAGCUCACACUUUAUAAUAAAAGCCGUAAAGGGGAUUUGUUUCCGUCCUAUUGAGAUGGUUCAGAAGCAGAGCCAACACAGUAGCAGAGAAAUAAACAAGAGCAUGCACCAGGAAAAGAGCCGGCCAAAGUGGGACCAGAAAAAGAUGCCAAGUCGGAUGUGGGAGACAUCGGACGUUCCGAUUCUGCCAUUUUCCCAAUGGGUCUUUCUCUCCAAGAAUGUCGGCAAGGUUCUGUACUGGCUUCAGCUGGCAUCGGCAACAACAUGUGCAAUAUUGUCGCUAAUGAAACUCGUAAAACGCAACUUUGGUGAAGUGGCAAAAGGAGAUACUGACAAGAGGAACCGCAAAGCGGCUCUGAUUAUCUUCUACUCUUUGGCAUUGGCAGAAGCAUUAUUGUUUCUCCUGGAGAAGGCAUAUUGGGAAUGGAAGGUGAUUUACUGCAAACUGUUGGACGAAGUGAACAAGGAAUGUGAGCUGGGGCCUUCAGGUAUGGUUUCAAUCAGAAAAUUCUUCUAUGAUGCCUAUUCGAGAUGUGUAUAUGGAACCAUUUUCGAUGGAUUAAAGAUGGACAUGGUCUCGUUCGCCAUGGACCUUCUGGUUUCGAAUUCACCAGAUGAACAGCUUAUUGGAAUUAGGGUUUUACAUAAAUUCGCAACAAACGAGCGAUUUUCUAACCAUACCCUCCAGAAGAUUGGAACAACGUUACUGGUGAUGGAAAGGUUAGUCGAAAUGCUGAAUUGGAAAGAUCUGGAAGAAGAAGAGAUAAGGCGAUCCGCGGCGGAGAUAUUAUCACAAUUAGCUGGUAAAAAGCAAAACGCCCUUCGGGUUUCGGGAAUACCUGGUGCAAUGGAGUCCAUAUCGUCUCUGCUUCAGAACCACAGGACGCCACAUGGUGUAGCUGAUGAAAUCCCUGAGAAGAUAAUCAUCCAUGACAACGAGAGUUAUAGUUUCUGGACAUUCAAUCAUUUGGGACUUCUCAUCCUAAAGAAACUUGCUCGGGACCAUGAUAACUGCGGAAAGAUAGGGAACACAAGAGGACUUCUACCUAAAAUAAUAGACUUCACUCACGCGGGGGAGAGGUUACUGAAGGAUCAAAAUGUUACACCGUCCCAGAUCAAGACAGUGAAACGGUCACUCCAAGUGCUGAAGAUGCUGGCUAGCAUGACAGGUACCACAGGGAAACAACUCAGGAAUGAAAUUUCUGAAGUUGUAUUCACAAUCAGCAAUAUCAGAGAUAUACUGAAGUAUGGUGACAAACAGACGGAGUUGCAAAAACUAGGGAUUGAGAUUUUAACCAGUCUUGCCAUGGAAGCAGAUGCAAGAGAGAUGAUAGGGGGCACUGGCGGAGUCCUCAAAGAGCUUUUCAAUAUUUUCUUCAAACUGGGGAUGCCUGAAAAUCCGAACGAUGUAAGAAUCGCAGCAGGAGAAGCAAUAGCAAUGCUGGCAUUUGAAAGCAAGAGUAAUUGUCGUAGAAUUAUAAAAUUGAAGGCAAUUGAAAAGCUGGUUGAAGCAUUGGAAGUACCGUUUCCACGCAUAAAUGCAGCACGAAUUUUAACGAAUUUGUGCAUCUACAUUGGAGAAGACUGCUUCAUGCAGCUAAGGGGAGUCAUUAAUGCAGCACCAAUUGUGCUCAGACCAAUCAUGUCAGAAGAGAACAAAUUGCAAGAAGUAAUGGUGGGACUAGCAGCACGUGUUUUCAAAUUUAUGAGUAGUGAAGAAUCAAGCAUCAUGUUCAAGAGAGCUGGCAUUCAAGAGGCCGAAUUGGCUAGGGCUCUGGUUCAGAUUCUAAGAAAAUAUCCAAUUCCAGCAACCAAAACUCCAAGAAUAAGGAGGUUCGUCGUAGAGUUGGCAAUCUGGAUGAUGAGACACAAGGAAAGAAAUGUUCAAAUUUUCAAGGAUCUGGGAAUGAGAAAGGACAUGGAGUCUGUCAUAGAGACAACUUCCGAGCUUGAAAGCUUCAAUGUUUUCUCUGGUGCCGUUGGGAUGAGCCGGCAUAGCACAACGAUUCACUCGCUAGUUGAAACCGCAAUGAAUUUACUGGAUGACAAGCAAUUUAUGGAGAUGUAGAGUAGCUUUUUUUUCGGAAUAAUAUUUUUUUUCUACUAGUCAGAGAAAAAUGCAAUAAUGGUGUAUGGAUGCAUGAAGCGUAUAGGUUAUUAUUUUUAUAUGUACUAAAUAAGUAACAGAAAUGUCUAUGAUGCCAUAAUAAAGCUAUAUCUAUUGAGAA
Messenger RNA from Rhododendron vialii, 2952 nucleotides. RefSeq lists its product as uncharacterized. Bases 282 to 2792 code for a protein of 836 amino acids. The transcript is spliced from 2 exons. The record is from RefSeq and is a predicted model, not a curated record. Lineage: Eukaryota; Viridiplantae; Streptophyta; Magnoliopsida; Ericales; Ericaceae.